This is a messenger RNA of Penaeus vannamei (Pacific white shrimp), 1194 nucleotides long. The record is from RefSeq and is a predicted model, not a curated record. NCBI's taxonomy places the organism in Eukaryota, Metazoa, Arthropoda, Malacostraca, Decapoda, Penaeidae.
AUGCUAGCCCACGUCACGCGAAUGUACGCCAUCUUGAAAUCUCACGCGAGAGGAGUGAGGCGUGAAGUUAUGAGGUGUGAGGCGAGGCUAGAGGUGUGGCUAAAGUGUCCUAAAGUGUUAAAUGUGAAUGCUUGUUACACCAGCCCCCUCACAUCUCCAGUCACACCAAUCAUACCAGCCCCACACAUCAAUCGCACCAGCCCCUUAAACCACCAAUUCGCCAAUCACACCAGCCUCACACCAAUCCACCAGUUCCACACUAACAAUUCACCAAUCACACCAGCCUGUCAUACCACCAAUCCCUCACACCAGCUCCACUCGCUAACAAUUCACCAAUCCACCAAUAACACCAGUCUCUCACACUACCAACCCCCCCAGUCGCACCAGCCCCUUAAACCACCAAUGCCCUCACACCACCAACCCCCCAAUCACACCAGCCUCUCACACCACAAUCCCACCAUCCCCUCACACCACCAAUCCCCCAAUCACACCACCAAUCUCCCACUCACACCACCAGUUUCGUAUAUGAAGACCAAAUAUGGACUGCAAGAUCGCAAAUUGAAAUGUCUUGUUAUGUUUGAUGACAGUUUGAUGAAGCAGAUUGGAGCUCCAGCAGAAAUUUUAAGUGUUGAUACUGGCAACAGUGGAUGGAUGUGCGACAUAUACAUUGAUAGACAUGCCACUUACUCUCGCCCUCCCAUACAGUCUACAAAUAGUCUGCACUUACCUCCAACCUAUCUGCACCUCUCACCCACACCCUCCACUUACUCCCUCUCGCCCUCUACACCCACCUUCGCCAACCCGCCUCCACAACCACCCACCUUCAAUCGCUGCCGCCACUCACAUCCUACACUUACCUCAUCGUUGCAAACCUCCACUCAUCUUGUACCCCUCCCCUCACCAUCUUGCUCCCCUACCACUCCACUCAGCCUUACCUCUCGCCCACAUCGAACCCACCCUCAAAAUCACCAAUAUACCUCCUCGCCCACACCCCACCUCCACUCAUCGAUCCUCGUCUUGCCCAUCCAACCUACAACCCCCUGCAACCACAUACACUCCAACCAUAACUCAACACCCUCUUGCCACCUCCCACCCACACUACCCACAUUACCUCUCGCCUCCUCACACUCGCUCAACCCAUACCUCCACCCACCCAACGUGAGCCCCCCCAUCAUCUAUACCCCAAAAUCAUAA